UUUUCAAUCCAAGUAGCUAUUUCGUGAAAGAUCUAUUUUAUACUUUUUAAAAUUGUAAAUCAUUACUGUGUAAUUGAAAAUUAGAGGUCAUUCCAAUUACGUUGAAAGCCAUGUCUUCUUUCAGGCGCAUUACAAAGUUGGUGGUCAACAUAAAGGAGCGUGAGACGCACAUUAUCUAUGAUGAUGGCUUAGGACGUAAGAUUUGCGGCAAUUCCCUCAAGUAUAUGUUCCAGAGUGGUGAGCCACCAGUCCAGCACAAUAUGAGCUCUACAAGCGUCUUUAGUAAAGCUGCUCACUUUCUGAGACAUCACUUUGGUCCAAAGAGCACAACAGCAAUAGAAAUGACGCCAGGUGCCAUCAGGCGUCUCUACCAUGUGUGGCCACUGCCUGAAACUUCUUCAAGUGAAUCGGAGGAUGAGGGAAUGCAGCAGCAGAAUUGGAUAGAAGAGUUUGAUAUUGGGCCAAAAACCUCAGUGGUUGGGGAAGAUGAAUGGGCAAGCUGCUUCGGGGAUUUUACGGUUGAUAGCGGUUCAAGCUCCGAGUAUUUUUCAUUCAUAGCUCAAACAUCAAGCGAGCCUCAGGAAUCAUUUCUGACAUCCUCCAGGAGAACUUCCGAGCAACCGAAACAGAAUGAGGCGGUGAAGUAUACGGUGCGUGUUAAAAAGUUGAACACAGUACAGCCACAGUGGGCGACAUACCUGGAGUGGCCAACCGCCCAAUUAAAGGUCUUUAAUCGCGCUUGGCACUUACAAAGCUGUACUACACGCACACAUUUUACACAGCUAAAGCCGAAAUGCAAGUGCCACAGAAUAAAGGAGUUAAUGGAUUCCAUCAAUGAGCUGGUUAGUUGUUCACAUCUUGAGGACAAUGGUGCAGAUGCGAUCAACAAAUCCCCUGAUUGGACUGAUUCCAUGAUCAAAAUGAAUAAAUACUUGAAGGAGUUGAAUGAUAUUUUGGCAGAACAGACCCAGCUCACAGAAAGCAGCGCUUAAUGUGAAUAAUUUACAAAAGUGCAGACUGCGAUCAGCUGCGAGGUAUUUGUAAUGCAUAUUUAUAAAAACUAAGAGGGUAAUUCUUAUGAAAUCAAAUGAUAUGAGUUUAUACAUGAAAUAAAAUUUUAAUGUUUAAAGCUACCUACA
Molecule: messenger RNA, 1139 nt
Organism: Scaptodrosophila lebanonensis
Lineage: Eukaryota; Metazoa; Arthropoda; Insecta; Diptera; Drosophilidae
Exons: 3
Coding region: 111-992 (293 amino acids)
Source: RefSeq, a predicted model, not a curated record